Gymnodraco acuticeps is the source of this 2100-nucleotide messenger RNA. It is a transcript of the gene patl2, whose product is annotated as PAT1 homolog 2. Gene Ontology annotation, molecular function: RNA binding. NCBI's taxonomy places the organism in Eukaryota, Metazoa, Chordata, Actinopteri, Perciformes, Bathydraconidae. The record is from RefSeq and is a predicted model, not a curated record. Bases 1 to 2100 code for a protein of 699 amino acids. Gene Ontology annotation, biological process: P-body assembly; deadenylation-dependent decapping of nuclear-transcribed mRNA. The transcript has 19 exons. Gene Ontology annotation, cellular component: P-body.
AUGAGUGAUUCAGAACAGCAACAAGAGGCUGAGAAGGAGUCCCAGCCUCAGUGGCCUGAGAAUGGAGGAGAGUGGAGUGAUGAAGAGGAUGGGACCAACAUGGACUGUGGGCUCCUGCAGGCCAUGGCUGAGGAAGAUGAGGCGAUAAACGUCCACAAUGAGGAGACGUUUGGAAUGGAUCUGGAUGCCACAGAGGACCCCAGCGUCGAUGUGCUUCAGUUUGGAGUGCCGCUGCCCCCACCACCUCCACCUCCACCAGACCCCAAACCCUCGCCCCGCAGCAGCCCCCCCUCCCCUCCCAGACAGAGACCACAGUAUUUCUCCCGGGCUCCUCCAGCGCAGCGUGGCAGAUGCAGGGCGCUGAGAGGAGGGCUGGGCAGGGGGCAGAUGUUUGAAGACCCCGCUGUGAUGAGGACAGUGGAGGGGAGACCCAGCAUCAAGACUCUUGACAGUGCCAUAGUGGACCUCGGGAAUACCAUGUAUCAUAAAACCUUUGACGAUGAUUUUAUGUUACCAUCUUCCACAAAGACUAGAAGAAUCUCAGGAUCAAUACUUCAGGACAGUGCUAUCGUGUGUGUGAUUGAUGGUCACAGAGGGAGAGGGCAGCACCUGACCUCCAACUUCCGGGAUGUGCCGUGUCCCGCCUCUUUCUACAGGGGCCGGACAGGGGAGCUCGGAGGAUCUUACUCCAGGAGCCCGUUUGACCUAAGAGGCCCCUCUCAGAUGCAUACGUCCAUGGUAGGAGGAUCACCUAUCUUCUCACGUCAGCCGUUAACCCCACGGCAACAUUACAAUCAGACCGGAGGCUUCAUGCGCUGCCCCGCCACCCCAAAGAUGAUACAACUUCGCUUCGGUGCCAACUCUCCGAGGCCGUCCACCUUUUACAGCCCCUCGUCUAAUCCGGUACAGCAUUUGAGAUACCCCGGUCCCGUCACCAUGCUCCACCCACAACAUAGACGGCUUCUCAGUCAAAAACAACGUAUUUUCCAAAGAAAAACAGAGGACUGGGAUCCUUACUGUAAUCUCAUGACGGCCAAAGAGAAGGAGUGGAUCACCCGGCUGCAGAUGAUCCAGCUGCAGAGUGAGAAUCCGUACCAUGAGGACUACUACUACCAGGAGUACUACCGGCGAAUAGAAGCUAAGAUGGCAGAGGAAGAGCUGGGCAUCAGGAGCAAGAGGGAGCCGCCUAAACUCACCACACCUUACAUCACGAAAACUGAUGUUUACGCACCAGUGGUGCACAUUGAAGGCUCUUUGGGUCAGGUUGCUGUGUCCACAUGUUACUCUCCUCGCCGGGCCAUCAGCGCAGUCAAUGCAGUCAAUGCAGUCCACACUCAGGGCCCGCUCGAGGAACAGAAAGACAUCAAGCAGCAGCGGUUAGAGGUCCUCAGUAAAAUAGAAAAGUUGUUCAUGGUUCUGUUGGAGGUGGAGGAGGCGGAGAGGAUGAAAACCCCUCUCUUGUCUGAAGCAGAAGAAAGGACGAUCAUGGAGAAGUCCCAGGGCAAAGUGGAGCACAUCUACUCCCAGCUGCAACAUCACAGCACCCUAGAUUCAGGAGUGGAGUUUCUUCCUUUCCUGCUGGUCUCAAAAGGCAAAAGGCUCCUCGCCCGUCUGCUCCCGUUCCUGAAAAAUAAUGCUGCUCUGAAAAUCUUGAGCAUAGUGACCUCUAACCUUCCUGCACUGAUGGGCAGAGAUUCAGAAGAGGCCCUUCCAGUGCUCUACCCUCCUCUUCGCAAAGUGAUUGGAGGCCUGGCGUUCAGCCAGCUGAUCGGCGUCCUCAAAGAGCUGACGACAUACGAGUCUCUGACGCUGGCAUGUCAGAACAAGUUUGGACUGUCCUUGCUGUACGCUCUCCUGUCCCAAGGAGAGAAGCUGCUGUCCUCAGGCAUUCCUCUAGAGCCCAGCAUCGGCGACUUUGAGACAUGGACGGACACCAUCUUCCAGGUGGCGGGACAGCUGUCUGAGUCUUCUCUGGUGGAGCCGCUGCUCAUGCCCUCCAACCUGCUGACUCUCUUCUGCCGUUACCUGGACAAGCGCACUGUGCACCAGCUGAAAAGCAACAUGGAGUCUGCUACUGGAUACCUGGCUCUUGCAUCUUAA